AUGACCCCGCCAAAGCCGAAUAAGCCAUUGUUACUGUACCUAUCGGCUGCACACGAAUCCCUAGGAUGUAUGCUCGCCCAAGAGGACGAUGGGGUCGAAAGAGCAGUCUAUUACCUGAGCCGAGGACUGACAAACACAGAAAUUCGCUAUACUGAUAUAGAAAAAAUGUGUAUAUGCCUGUACUUCACAUGUUGCAAGCUGCGAUACUAUAUGUUGCCGGUCGUAGUGUAUGUAUUGUCCCAGACCGAUAUCAUUAAGUAUAUCUUAUCAAAACCAUACCUAAGGAAUCAGAUUGGGAAAUGGGCGAUUGCGAUGUUCGAAUUCACCUUAGUAUAUGUUUCCCAAAGGGCGGUAAAAGGACAAAUAUUGGCAGAUUUCUUGGCCGAUCACCCUGGUAUUACCCUCAAGGAAGAAACAGUCACGUUCUGCGACAUCGCCAUAUGGGAGAUGUGGUUCGAUGGGUCCAGGACAAGCCAGGGGGCAGGUGACGGAGUACACAUCAUCACGCCCUUGGGGGCAUCCUACCAGUUGUCAUUCAGACUCCAGUUCGAAUGUACCAAUAAUCAGGCAGAAUAUGAAGCCCUCAUAUUCGGUUUCAAAAUUUUAGCCGAGUUGGGGGCAAAGGCGAUCAGCGUAAAAGGGGAUUCGUUGCUAGUUAUAAAACAAGUGACAGGAGAAUUCAAGUGCGAGUCCGAACUACUGGUACAAGGUAAACCUCCAGUUCCAUGCGAUAGAAAGGGAGACGCCGAAUCUUCAUACUGGGGGCAUCACUAUCGACAAAAAGCAAUUCUCCAUCUACCAGCUGGAUGUUACCCAAGAUUGGAGGGCCGAGCUCCUGAAGUGGUUCGAAAAACCAGACCCCACGAAUAG
Mercurialis annua (annual mercury) is the source of this 870-nucleotide messenger RNA. RefSeq lists its product as uncharacterized. Gene Ontology annotation, molecular function: nucleic acid binding; RNA-DNA hybrid ribonuclease activity. The record is from RefSeq and is a predicted model, not a curated record. NCBI's taxonomy places the organism in Eukaryota, Viridiplantae, Streptophyta, Magnoliopsida, Malpighiales, Euphorbiaceae. Bases 1 to 870 code for a protein of 289 amino acids. The transcript has 2 exons.